Molecule: messenger RNA, 3631 nt
Organism: Scleropages formosus (Asian bonytongue)
Lineage: Eukaryota; Metazoa; Chordata; Actinopteri; Osteoglossiformes; Osteoglossidae
Product: NACHT, LRR and PYD domains-containing protein 3-like
Exons: 11
Coding region: 200-3358 (1052 amino acids)
Molecular function (GO): protein binding
Source: RefSeq, a predicted model, not a curated record
GCCCUUUUUCCCAGCCGUGACGCAGCGCGUGCGGCCGCGAGGUGCAGUGAGCAGAAAUGAAAGCGGAAUUGUGGGAAAAGGGAGGGAAAGGAAAACGAUGAUAAUGACACGAUGCCGUAUUAUUCUCUGCUGAGGCGCCGUGCACUUCACUGCUAACGUGACGGGCAGGUUGAACAAACCGUAGACACCUGAGGAGAAGAUGAACCGGGUCUACGUGGCAGAAACGCCGCAGAAGGAAUGUGGGAAAACUCACACAAUUCCUGUGCAGUCCAGUGUCACAGCUGAGAAUGGAGGCAAUGCCGUUGUCCCACAGGUUAUUCAGUCCAGCAUUGGACGAGAUGUCAACACAAAUGUUUACAACUUGUGCACAGGCCAUAACAGAAAACAUUGUCCAAAUGCAAGUGAACAGUUUACCAGUCAGCUGAAAGAAGAUCUGUCCCUAUAUGAGCAGUUUGGUGCGCUGUCCCUAUGUUCAAGUCCUUUUAAGAUACCAGAAACAGACCUUCAUGAAGCCCAAAAGAAGAAUAAAUGCAAUUUGAAGAAGAAAUGUCAAACUAUAUUUGAAGGAAUUACAAGGCCAGGGAAAUCAGUGUCUCUUCACUGUGUUUACACAAACCUCUGCAUCACAGAAGGGGACAGUGUAGGGGUCAAUGACGAACAUGAGGUGUUGCAAAAUAAGGCAACAUCUGAGAGAGAGACCUCACAAGAGACAUCUAUCCAUCUCAAUGACAUCUUCAGACCAUUACCGGGUCAGGAAAAAUCCAUUAGAACUGUACUGACGAAGGGGAUUGCAGGGAUUGGAAAAACCAUUUCUGUGCAGAAGUUCAUCCUUAACUGGUUGGAAGAUCAAGUAAAUGAAGAUGUUUUAUUUAUUUUUCUGUUUAGUUUUCGUGAGCUCAAUACAAUUACUCAGAAUGAACUGAGUCUAAGAGAACUUCUUCAUUCAUUCUACCCAGAAACUGAUGACUUAACUGUUGAGAAUUACAAAAUUUUGUUUAUCUUCGAUGGCCUGGAUGAGUACCAGUAUCCUUUGAAAUUUUUGAGCAGGAGAUGUGUUUCCCUCACUGAAAUCGCACCUUUGGAUGUGUUGUUGUCAAAUCUUAUUGAAGGAAAUCUGCUUCCUUCUGCUCUCCUCUGGAUAACCUCUCGACCAGCAGCAGCCAGUGACAUACCUCCUGAGUUUAUUGAUCAGGUGACAGAAAUACGGGGGUUUAAUGACCAUCAGAAAGAGGAGUACUUCAGGAAGAAAUUUCCAGAUCAGGAUCUGGCAAGCAGAAUUCUCUCUCAUGUUAAGUCAUCAAGAAGCCUCCACAUCAUGUGUCACAUCCCAAUCUUCUGUUGGAUUUCAGCUGCUGUUCUUGGGCAAAUGUUGACUAAAGAUGACCGAGAGAUUCCCAGCACUCUAACACAAAUGUACUCUCGAUUCCUGCUCAUUCAGAUCAACCUUAUGAAUAAGAAGUAUCAUGGUGACACUGAGAGGAACGUAACAAAACUGUCACACCGAGACAAAGAAAUCAUUAUGAAACUGGCUGAGCUUGCAUUUCAGCAUUUGGAAAAGCGAAAUGUCAUGUUUCGUAAAGAGGACCUGGAAGCAUGUGGUAUUGAGGAUCUUAAUGCUUCAGUGUACUCUGUAUUGUGCACAGAAAUGUUUAAAGAAGAGAUAGCUUUGAUUCCAGAAAAGUUUUACUGCUUUGUCCACUUGACCAUUCAAGAAUAUCUUGCAGCUCUCCAUGCAUGCCAUUUAUUUGCAACCAAACAAAUGGAUUCCCUAAAUAAAAUUUUUAAAACAAAGCCUAGAGCUAUACAUGGAUUUCACAAAGCUGCUGUAGAUAAGGCUCUUGAGUAUAAAAAUGGACAGUUUGACCUUUUUCUUCGCUUCCUUCUGGGUAUGUCACUAGACAUUAAUCAAUAUCUUCUCAAAGACCUUCUGCCAUCAAUAAGAAGCAACUCUGAGGGCAUCAAAAAAACAACCAAGUACAUCAUCAAAGUAUUGAAAAAGAAAGACCUUUCUCCAGAGAGGUGUAUCAAUCUCAUACAUUGCUUGGUUGAGCUCAAUGACCGUUCCCUGCUGGAGGAAAUUCAAAUGAGUGGAAGCUCAUCUUCAGCCAAACUUACUGUGACUCAGUGCACAGCUCUUGCCUAUAUGCUUAUAAUGCCAGGCGAAGUAUGUGAUAUGUUUGACCUAAAGAAGUGCAAGGUGUCAGAAGAAGGUCUGAAGAGGCUUCUUCCUGUGAUAAAGUGCAGUAAAAAAGCAUGUUUGGACCACUGUGGUCUCUCUGCCGACUGCUGUGAAACUGUGUCCUUCGCUCUCCAGUCGGCCAACUCACACUUGACAGAGCUGAAUCUGAGCCACAAUGACCUGGGGGAUUUGGGUCUGGAGAAACUCUGCGUUGGACUGAAGAGUCCAAACUGUAAACUGGAGUCAUUGGACCUCAGCUUCAAUAAACUGAAUGCAUCAGGGAUGAAGCAGCUCUCUGAUGUAUUGAUUGGUCCACAUUGUAAACUACGGAGUCUGGAUCUCAGUAACAAUGACCUGGAGGACUCAGGAGUAAAUGUCCUCUGUCAGGCAUUGUCUAACCAUCAGUGCAAACUAAAGACCCUGAGACUGUACAACUGUCGAGUCACAGAGGGAGGCUGUACUUCUCUGGCUUCAGCUCUGAGGUUGAACCCAUCAUACCUGAACGAGCUGGAUAUGUACAACAACCACCCAGGUGACCGUGGAGUUAAGCUGCUCACCGCUAUACAGAAGAAUAACAAUUUUAAGCUGGAAAAGCUGAAUAUUGACCAUGUUGGACAACAGAGAGUAGAACUGCAGAAAUAUGCCUGUCAGCUCACAUUGGAUGAAAAAACAGCUAACAAAUAUCUAUCCAUCACUAAGAUAAAGAGAAAGGUGACAAGAAAGCAACGAUCACAAGCAUAUACUGAUCUCCCGGAGAGAUUUAAUCGCUGCUACCAGGUGCUGUGCAGAGAGGGUCUUUCUGGCCGCUGUUACUGGGAGGCUGAGUGGAGUGGAUGUACUGCUUACAUAGGAGUAGCUUACAGAGGCAUCUGUAGGAAUGGAGCAUUUGAUGCCAUGCGCCUUGGGGACAAUGACAAGUCGUGGUCAUUGUUCUGUUCUAAUAAAAAGUUCUCUGCGCAUCACAAUAAAACCUCUUCUGACAUACCGAUACCCCAAUACAGGUCCUGUAGGAUAGGAGUGUAUCUGGACUGGGCGGCCGGCACUCUGUCCUUCUACAGCGUCUCCUCGGACACACUGACUCACCUGUACACUUUCCACUCCACAUUCUCAGAGCCCCUCUAUCCAGCAUUCAGGCUUCUUACCUCUGAAACAUCCUGGUUCCUGUGUCCCUUGGAGUAAAGAGACAAUUUGAAUUACCCUCUUAAUCACUUGUCUCUUCAAAAUGUAAAUGAGGUUAGGUUUUAGUUUAUUGAUUUUGUAGUAAAAUACAUGCAGUCUGGGAGACAUGUGCUCUGAUUUAUAUGGCUUCCUAAUUUUAGACAGACCAGGCUCUUCAGGGUGGAGACAGAUUCAAACAUAGGUGGUGGUUGAACAAAUCACAUCAUCUGAAUCGCUUCUCCUAUACGGGGUCGCAGGGAGCCAGAGCCUGACCUAGCAACAAAGGACAUAAGG